Grammomys surdaster is the source of this 1731-nucleotide messenger RNA. It is a transcript of the gene Them4, whose product is annotated as thioesterase superfamily member 4. The transcript is spliced from 6 exons. NCBI's taxonomy places the organism in Eukaryota, Metazoa, Chordata, Mammalia, Rodentia, Muridae. The record is from RefSeq and is a predicted model, not a curated record. Bases 87 to 779 code for a protein of 230 amino acids.
AGUUAAUAGUCCGGAAUCAGCUUGUGCUAUAGUGUGGCUCUUUCUGGAUGAGAGGAGACAGCAGCGUCCUGCCCUUGGCUUGAGCAAUGCUGAGACGCUGCGCUAUGCGCCUGCGCACUUUUGGGGCCACGCCUGCGAGGCGGCCUGGAGCAGCGAGGAGGUUAUCUUCUUCUGAGAAAGUCAUUCAUAAGGACUAUGCUCUCCCUAACCCCAGCUGGACUAAGGACCUGAGACUCCUUUUUGACCAGUUCAUGAAGAAAUGUGAAGAUGGUUCCUGGAAACGUUUGCCUUCAUACAGACAAAACCCUACUCAAGCCCUUCAAGAGUUCCAAACCCGUUUUGUUGACUCAAAGUUUAAGAAAGAAGAACAAAUGUCCAAGGCCCAACAGUUCUCCAGAAGCUUAGAGGAAGGGCUAGGCUUUGAGUAUGUGAUGUUCUAUAAUAACGUUGAGAAGAGGAUGGUCUGCUUAUUUCAAGGAGGUCUUCACCUGCAAGGAGUACCUGGAUUUGUUCACGGAGGUGCCAUUGCGACCAUCAUUGACAUCACUACCGGCAUGUGCGCAAUUGCUGAGGGCGUUGCCAUGACUGCCAACCUCAACAUCGACUACAAAAAACCUAUCCCCCUUCUUUCUGUUGUUGUGGUAAAUAGUCAACUUCAAAAAAUUGAAGGAAGGAAACUUUUUAUUUCCUGUACUAUUCAAAGUAUUGAUGAGAAGACUUUAUACACAGAGGCAACAGCCUUAUUUAUAAAGCUGGAUCCUGACAAACCUUUGACAUAAAAGAACUUCUGGUGAGUUCCACACUGUUCUGCAUGAGGUUCUCCCCCCUCCAGAAGCGGCACCUAUCUCUCCACAGCUGCUAAAUCCCCCAGGGAAAGUCUGUCCUCAAGCCCCUGCAGAGCAGCCUCUGAAAUAAGUCUGCAGGGACUCACUCUCCACCUUCUGGAUUUUUCAUAAGAAGUACUUUCUGGGAGAGUCUUGACAGUAAUCUGUAUCUCCUUAGGACAAAAGUGUGGUUCUGACACGUGAAUAGACUUUAAAGCUAACAAGCAUAGGACCUGCUCAGCUGUGGACUGCAGGGGGGGAGAAAAAGACUGUAUUGAAACUUUGACUGCAAACAUGGAAAUGCAAGAAAACCAAAGGCAGGGAUAAAUGUAUGGAAUUUAGUAAGUGAGGUGCGUAUGUGCGUAAGCCACACUGCAUGUUACAAAGCUAGGUUUGUAUCUGAACAAACAUCUCUGGUCAUAUUAGGGAACACAGCUCAUUUCCCUGGGAACAGCCCCCAUGCCUCAGUUGUCUGGGGCCCUAGAGAUUAAAAUACUGUUCAUUUGUUUCUGCCUGUGCUAUUGUAUCUUGAAACACUGUAGCUGUCAUCCCUGGAAGAAGGCUCUGUUAGCUUUCUGGAACUAUAAUGAAGAACUACAAGCUACCUGAUUUAAACAAACAAAAAUGUCACUGUCACAGUCCCAAACACCAGAGUCUAAAAGUAUUAACAAAAUGUUGCUUCCUAAGGUUCUGUGUGGGAACUUCCACAUCUCUCUCCUGGCUUCUACCAAGGAAGCAUCCAGCUUACCUUGGUUUUUAGACACAGCAUAAUUUCCAAUUGUAUCUCUUUUUCAUCUUCUCUCUAUUGUAUCCAAUUUCUCUCUGUGAAUGUUUAUUUAUUUAUUUGUCUGAGUGUGUGUGUAUGUUCAGGUGCUAAAAUAAAUUGGGAGAUUAAUGUUCUAGAAAG